Messenger RNA from Anarrhichthys ocellatus (wolf-eel), 2073 nucleotides. It is a transcript of the gene txndc9, whose product is annotated as thioredoxin domain containing 9. The record is from RefSeq and is a predicted model, not a curated record. NCBI's taxonomy places the organism in Eukaryota, Metazoa, Chordata, Actinopteri, Perciformes, Anarhichadidae. Bases 140 to 808 code for a protein of 222 amino acids. The transcript has 5 exons.
AUGCCGGGAUGUAGUUUGACGUCAAAGCGGACCUGCUGUGACGUUUCGUACGCAGCGACUGUUUGCAUUUCGCGCACGAACUGAAGUGUCGACGAGCUCCAUCAGAAUCCAGAGAUAAUUUCACUUUGAGCAGGCAGCCAUGGCCAGCCAAUCAAUGGACAUCUUAGCAAAGGUUCUGGAGCAGUCGGCCAAGCUGGUGGAGGAGAAGGUGGACGCACAGCUGAGCAAACUGAAUGAAAUGGAUGAAGAUGAUUUGGAAAGACUGAAGGAGAAGCGGUUAGAUGCACUUAAAAAAGCCCAGAAACAGAAGCAGGAGUGGCUGUCUCAAGGCCAUGGAGAGUACAGAGAAAUCUCAAGUGAGAAAGACUUUUUCGGCGAGGUCAAAGAUAGCAAGAAUGUUGUUGUCCACUUCUACAAAAAUUCCACCUUCAGAUGCAAGAUCCUCGACAAACACUUGGCCAUCUUGGCAAAGAAGCAUAUUGAGACCAAAUUCAUCAAACUGAACGUGGACAAGGCCCCGUUUCUGACAGAGAGGCUGCGGAUCAAGAUUAUUCCAACGCUGGUCUUGCUUUUAGACGGAAAAACAAAGGACUACGUGGUUGGCUUCUCUGACCUGGGAAACACAGACGAGUUUCCCACAGAGAUGCUUGAAUGGAGACUUGGCUGUGCAGAUGUUAUUAACUACAGUGGUAACCUGAUGGAGCCUCCUACAAUGGCAUCGAGGUCGGGCACAAAGUUCACAAAGGUGGAGAAGAAAACCAUCAGAGGGCGAGCUAACGACUCCGAUUCUGAUUCUGGAGAUGACUGAAAUGCACCUAUCGUUGUCUGGUUUUCUCUCUCCGGCCUACCUCUUUAAAAUAAUAAAGUUUAGCCGACAGCCCACUAAGAUUUUUCUUCCCCCUUUCUCUUAGUGACUUACCCAUUAAUUAAACAUUUUAAUUUACAGUGUCUCAAAUCAAUUUGUUUUAUAAAUAGGGAUGCAUCCCAAUACCCGGUUCUAAACGGGAACCAAUAAGACGGUAGUAAAUACUCGGAGUAUUGAUAAUAAUUGAGUUUCGACUGUUGCAAACCUCCAUUUCUGUGUCUUUGCACAAGUCGUGCUUUACUCUGACACACACACGCCGACUCAAUACAGUGCUAGACACGCAUCAUGCCAGAGAGAAGGAAAAGAUCAAAAGUGCGGCUACGUUUUACUCCAGUAGCUGCUGAGAACUCUCGUCACAAAUGCAACAAAACCCUCCCAAGUAAGAGAGGAAACACCAGCAAUCUGUCAAAACAUUUGGCCAACAAGCAGAACAUUAAUCUGCAGAAAUGCUCAGCGCUCUGUUUGUGGAGCAGCCGCCCAUCCUCGUCCACUGCAGGUAACGUUAGCGAAGAGGACACAGGAGAGGGGGAAGGAGUGUCACAGGGCUGUCAGUGUAUUGUUAAAGGCCUGCUCCGCUUCUCAGAGGAGUUAAUGGGGUUUAUGUAACAACUAGUAAGUCUGUGUAGAUUGAGUUGUUUGAUACAUGGUUCAUAAUAAGGGGAGCAGCUGUGUGGUGGUCUUAGUUAUUUUGAAGCUGCUAGUCCCACUACGACUCCAGCCAACACACCUUAAUAAUUGUUUCUUUGCUGUGGGGAGAUGACCGAGGCUCUCGACUCUAAAUGUACUCUUCUUUAGGAAUGUUCUCAUUUACAUUUGUUGUUGGCAUUGAAAUAUAACAAAAUCAAAGAGAACCGAUAAGCAGCAUCGAUAAAAUCCUUGCGGUACCCAUCCCUAUUUAUAAAACUUUUUGGUUUCAGCCUUGUUGAAUGAAUUGUCUGCCAUGUACGUCAAGAACAAGAGAACUUCACGGAACCAAUUAUAAACCAGCUCUCAGCUUUGUUGUUGAUUUUGUCUCUUUGACCAAAACUGUGAACCUGUGUCUUGAAUGAUCAUUUAGGUAGUUCUGUACUUUUGUUUUUCCUUUUCAUUAUGUGAUAUUAAAACAGAAAACAUGAGGCAUGACAGCAGAGAUCAUCUUUCAGCAUCAAACUUCAUGUUUACUUGUAGCAACAGUUUGACUUGACUUAAUAAAAAAAAUACAAAAGGAA